AUCUCUAAAGUGCACAUUACCGUGAUUUUCAUUUAAAGCAGCUGCCUCCAAGCUUUGUUUUAGACUUUAGAUAUCAGAGCCAUCUGAUGUUUGAGCUAAGAAUAUUGAUUUGCAUUUUUUAGGAAAUACGCUGAUUUCUGGAAGGUAAAACUCUCGAAAUUUUACACGAUUUUGAAUCAGUACGCAAUGAAAAUUUGAUUUACUUUAGAGAUAAUUCGUCAGCAGCAAUUAUGUACAGCAGGGCAUCAGUGAGCGACAAUUAAGUGUAUCCACGAUCUCAAGUUGAAUGACUAAAACCUUGUCAAGAUGAGCGUGUUUUCCUGCUCGACGGCUUUCAUCUUAUGCUUCGUCUUGUCCAGUUUAGCGUCAGUUCGUGGCGACUACGGAGCUGGGAAGCUGAAACUUGCCGACCUCCUGCCAGAGGACGCGCGAAGCUACGACAAGAUGCGGCCACCUCGCAAGAACGGCAGGCCUACGCAAGUCUUCUUCCACGUCACUGUUAUGGGCAUAGACUCCAUCAACGAGAACAGCAUGACUUACGCUGCGGACAUCUUCUUUGCGCAAAAUUGGACAGACGAGCGGUUGCGUUUGCCGGAAAACAUGACUUCAGACUACAGGUUGCUGGAGGUUGAGUGGCUGAAUGAAAUGUGGCGCCCCGACAGCUACUUCAAAAACGCCAAGCAGGUCACCUUCCAGACCAUGACAAUCCCCAACCAUUACGUGUGGCUCUACAAGUCCAAGAUGAUCCUCUACAUGGUCAAGCUGACACUGACGCUAUCCUGCGCAAUGAACUAUGCCAUCUACCCGCACGACACUCAAGAGUGCAAGCUCCAGAUUGAAAGUUUGUCCCAUACAACCGAGGAUCUCGUAUUCGAGUGGCAAGAAGAUGUUCCCCUGGCAGUGGACGAGAAUAUUCAAUUACCUCAGUUUGAUCUGAUCCACAACACUACGGCUGACUGCACUCAGAUCUACUCUACCGGGAAUUUCACAUGCCUGGAAGUUGUGUUUACACUCAAACGGCGUCUAGGCUACUACCUCUUCCAUACCUACAUGCCAACCUGCCUCAUCGUCAUCAUGUCGUGGAUAUCGUUUUGGAUCAAGCCCGAGGCAGCGCCAGCCCGCGUUACACUCGGCGUGACGUCACUGCUGACUCUGUCAACGCAGCACGCUAAGUCCCAGGCUUCGCUGCCUCCAGUCUCUUACAUCAAAAUCAUCGACAUGUUCAUGAACUCCUGCACCAUCUUCGUGUUCUUGGCGUUGAUGGAAUACGCUCUUGUUAACUUUGUGCUGGGCGACGGACCGGACGUGCCGUCUGUCCCCAAGAAGCCUUCUCCUGAACCUGCAAGAGCCGCCCCUGGCAGGAAGAGGUCUUCUCUCGACCACUCGGCAACAAACUCUUGCCGGGAGCGAAGUUUCGGAGACAUUGAAGUUCCGCUACGACACCGAUUCUCGGAAAACAGCCGAAUUAUGUGUGUGGCGAAGCAACUACGUCUGUCUCACUCAUCGUCGCCAGUUUUGAACUACUCCGCCACCACCCGUUCUAGUCCCGAGCCGGCGGAACACAAUUCUGUGCGUGAUGACCUACCCACAAGCAGUGUCGAACGAGACAUCGGGACAAUGCCAACUUCUCCUGUAAGCUCGCGAAUAACUUAUAAAUGUGGCCAUCAACUCAAUGAAACCAUCACUACAGCUCGUUCAAAGUCCAUAAACUUGCCGGAACAAAGCUUGUGCCAUGUCCGAGAACGUCAGGGAAGCAGGGCGUCUCAGCCACAAUUGAUUGCAUGCGACUCAUUUUACGCACACGCUCACAAUACCAGUCGUGGUACGAAGUGUCAUCACUCACAGACACACACUCGUUCGUUGUCAGUUGGUCCUUAUUCCCGAAACACAUCGAGGCAAAAAGCACGCGAGGCCAUCGACGAGACAGCUGUGCGCAAGACAUCACUUCACACAGACUUCUUUAGGUCACAUCGGGACAAAGGAUAUCACGCGGAUCUAGACAGAGACGUUGAUGAUGGCCCUGACUCAUAUUUGAACGUCGAUUGUAGGGUCGCACAAGGUAGGGAUAGCCUUGCUAGAGGCAAAGGUCCUAGAGAAUACAAGGUCCCGCCUCCCCCGCCACCCCCCCAGAAGUCGCAACCUGCCCCGGUUAUCAAAGCAGGCUCGAGCAGAAGGGCGAAAGCCAUUGUGAUUGACAGAUUCUCGAGACUUGCUUUUCCACUCUCGUUCCUCUUGGUUAAUCUGAUUUACUGGAUCUCGAUGUGGUCGCACAUCUAAAAACGAAGCGGGAUUUUUCUUCUUGCGGCAUAAGCAUUGUUUCGUACAAAAAUAUAAGAUUACCAUGAGAAAAUUAUCGUACAGCUUUCUGAGGUUUCAGAGCUUAUCAUGAGUCUUCUAUGAUGUAAUCAUCAGAAAUACACCCAAUUUUUCUUCCAUUAUCUCUCAAAUAAUUUUUCCCAAUACGAAUUCUAGUGGCUUUAUCAUAUGUAGUAAAGAUAACAGUGUGAGCUUUGGAUUUUAAUUGAGUGUUAUUUCUUCAGAAAUAUGGAUCGGGUUGUCAAGUUAUUUGGAUCCCAACUUUCUAGACAAGGAUUUUGAAAGCGACAUAAUUUACCAUAUUUUCCUUUACAAACGCUCGCUCGAGCACGAAGUAAGAUAAAUUG
This is a messenger RNA of Hyalella azteca, 2663 nucleotides long. RefSeq names its product gamma-aminobutyric acid receptor subunit alpha-3. Gene Ontology annotation, biological process: signal transduction; regulation of membrane potential; nervous system process. Gene Ontology annotation, molecular function: transmembrane signaling receptor activity; chloride channel activity; extracellular ligand-gated monoatomic ion channel activity. Gene Ontology annotation, cellular component: synapse; membrane; neuron projection. The record is from RefSeq and is a predicted model, not a curated record. NCBI's taxonomy places the organism in Eukaryota, Metazoa, Arthropoda, Malacostraca, Amphipoda, Hyalellidae. The transcript is spliced from 10 exons. Bases 307 to 2277 code for a protein of 656 amino acids.